Messenger RNA from Vigna unguiculata (cowpea), 2248 nucleotides. It is a transcript of the gene STM, whose product is annotated as KNOX/ELK homeobox transcription factor. Gene Ontology annotation, biological process: regulation of DNA-templated transcription. Gene Ontology annotation, cellular component: nucleus. The record is from RefSeq and is a predicted model, not a curated record. Lineage: Eukaryota; Viridiplantae; Streptophyta; Magnoliopsida; Fabales; Fabaceae. Gene Ontology annotation, molecular function: DNA-binding transcription factor activity, RNA polymerase II-specific; DNA binding.
CACACUCACUCAAUUCUAACUCAGACAAAAGGAACCAUAAUCAUGUCUACUUCCACACAACUUCUCAAUUAUAGAAAACUCAUAUAUUAUCUCUUUCCAUUUUCAAACUAGGUAACAAUGUCCAUUACUUUAUCUCUUUCAUUUUUUCACUCAAAAUUUUAUCAAAAGAGUCUCUGUGAAAAUAGUUGCAAGGCUGAUUCCGUGUCAUCCAUCAUCGUCAGUAUUUUACUUGUUGCCUCUCCCUCGAUUUGAUCGUUCCUCUCUCUCUCUCUUCUGAGAACUGAGAUUUGAGAAAGAAUUGCUUGCGCUGUUUGUUUCUCUCUCCUGCUUUUCUUUGCAGUGCAGGAAACGAGGGGGAGAGUUUCAUUGGGAAGGUAAAAUCCACCCUUUAGUUGCACCAUUUCCUCAGCCAUUUACAUCACCAUCCACCACUCUCUUCUUUUCUUCUUCUACUACAACAAAUCCCAGUCAGUUUAUGCGUGCAUCUUUCUCUUUUUCUCUCUCUCUACUCAUGCUCCACUGAGAGCUUCAAUGGGUGGUGUUAAAGGUUUAUUAUAAGAAAGACCCAGCACCCGUUUUCCAAGCAAAAUUGCUUAGAUUUUGUCAGGAAAGCCACAGUAGGGGAUAAUAAAAAACAAGCUCUUCCACUUCGUGCAUCAGACCAGAACUACAGCAACAAGAUCACUGUUUUGGAUUUUUCUGUAAAAGGCCUGAAACUUGAAGCAUAAAAUCCGGGGGAACCCUGAAGACAACUCAUCUCGGGAGCAAAAGUAGAGGGAGAGAGAAAAAGGAGAGAAGGGCUUAAUAUUUUAUUUUUUCCUCUUCAUGUGAUAAGCUGAGUUGUAAAUUUCUGAAUAUAAUAGGUAGGGUGAACGGAUAAGAGUGUGGAUGGGUGUGUCUGUGAAUUGGUGAGGAGGCAAUGGAGGGUGGUUCUAACGAGGCUUCCAGUGUGAUGGGUUUUGGAGAGAAUACAAGUAGUAGUGGGGUUUGUCCAAUGAUGAUGAUGCCUUUAGUGACUUCUCAUCAUGCUGGUCAUCAUCCAUUAAAUCCUAAUCUUAAUAAUCCUAAUCGUAAUCUUAAUGAACACACGAACACAGACACUCUCUUCCUUCCCAUGCCUAGUACUAAUAACAAUCACCACCCAAACCCAAACCGCAGUAGCAUCCACCACAUUAACCACAACACCAACACCUCUGAGUUAGGGUAUUUCAUGGAGAUCCACAACCGCAACACGAACAACAGCAACAACAACGAUGGAAGUUCCUCUUCUUCUUCUUCUGCUGUGAAGGCCAAGAUCAUGGCCCAUCCUCACUAUCACCGUCUCUUGGCAGCCUACGUCAAUUGUCAAAAGGUUGGGGCGCCACCUGAAGUGGUGGCAAGGCUAGAAGAAGCAUGUGCAUCUGCUGCAGUGACUAUGGCAGGUGGAACCGCUAGAAUCGGUGAGGAUCCGGCGCUGGACCAGUUCAUGGAGGCUUACUGUGAGAUGCUGAUCAAGUACGAGCAAGAGCUCUCCAAACCCUUCAAGGACGCCAUGCUCUUCCUUCAAAGGAUCGAGUGCCAGUUCAAAUCUCUUACUAUUUCUUCUUCCGACACUGCUUGUAAUGAAGAUGGUGAUAGGAAUGGAUCAACUGAAAAUAUGGAUGUACGUAACAACAUGAUAGAUCCACAGGCAGAGGACCAAGAACUGAAAGGUCAACUCUUGCGUAAGUAUCGUGGAUACCUAGGUAGUUUGAAGCAGGAAUUCACGAAGAAGAGAAAAAAGGGGAAGCUGCCGAAGGAAGCAAGGCAACAAUUACUUGAUUGGUGGAGCAGACACUACAAAUGGCCUUACCCAUCUGAAUCUCAGAAACUGGCUCUUGCAGAGUCAACAGGGCUGGAUCAGAAGCAAAUAAACAACUGGUUUAUUAAUCAAAGGAAACGACACUGGAAGCCUUCGGAGGACAUGCAAUUUGUGGUGGUUGAUCCAAGCCAUCCACACUACUACAUGGAAAAUGUUCUGGGCAAUCCCUUUCCCGAUCUCUCCCACACAAUGCUCUAGAAAACCUUUUAAUCUGCUCCAACCAAACCUAUGUGUUCUGUCAAAAAUUCAAGGUCUUAAUCAUAUAUAUAAUAAGUAUGUUACUUUAGUCAGUAAGUAACCAUAUUUACACAGUAAAAAAACAUGUCUCAAAUGUUAAUCUUAAAAAGGAUUUACCUUCUGCACUUGUAAUAUUAAUUCGUAAUGAAGUCUUUUUCGUAAUUCAGUAAU